AUGCUGAAGCGCACCAAAUACAGUCGUCUGCGCAACGAUUCGUUGACGUCUCUGGAGGAUCGACCCCAAAAAAUGCUGCCCCUGAAGAGGGACCUUUGCUUGGACUCUGAUUUUGCUCAGCUGGAUCCCGGGACGCCUGCACACCAUGGGCCAUCCACCCUGAGGGACUUCAUCCCCCGUGUGGCUAACAUUCGAUUACAAAGUCCUAUUUCCCUGCGGGGCCUAAGGGGACAGACAAACACACCUGGGGACAGAACCAUUGAUGGACAUGCUGACAGACCCUUGUCCAGAACAGAGUGGGGCUCAGGACAUAAUCAGACAUUUUGUAGCCAACCUUCCUUGCCACUAUCCACUGUCCAAAACCUAACUCAUUCGGCUCUGCACAACACAAAAAGACCCAUCACCCUGCAUCGGAUGGCCAGCCUCCCCUGGACCCCGGGCUGUCCCCCUUUCUCCCAACACAAAGGUGGUUUGUGCUGUUUGAAGACUUUCUCUGCAAUAGAGGAUUGCACAAUGGUGGGGACAGCAAACAGAGCAGUUCACCAUCACAUCAAGUACAUGGGUAGUGUAGAGGUGACCCAGUCCAUGCGAACCCUCGACUUUGAUACGAGAAUGCAAGUCACACGAGAGGCAAUCAGCAGACUGUGUGAGAGGACAUCCGCCAAGACGGCAGUGAAAACUAAAAGGCCUUCAUUUAAAGGAUUGUCUGCUGUUCUGGGUCAAAUCAACCUGCAGUUUUCUGGGAGCAGGAUCAUCCUCACUGUCUCCAUCGACAGCAUGACUCUGAUCGCUGCCUCUUCCUUACAGAAGAUUGCCCACCACCCCAUGCAGGCCAUUUCAUUUGCCUCAGGAGGAGACCCAGACAUGGCAGAUUACAUUGCUUAUGUUGCUAAGGACCUGGUCAACCAGAGAGCAUGUCACAUCUUAGAGUGUCCGAAGGGUCGGGCCAGUGAGGUCAUAAACAGCAUCGGUCAGGCCUUUGAGACUCGUUUCCGCCAACUUCUCAGCCAUACACCGUCACUCCACUCAACUAAUCCCAGGUCAGUGGUGAGAAUCUGCACCAACUGGAGCCCAGAGGAGACCAUAACAGACCAGAAAGACAAACAGGAUGAUGAAGUCAGCGAGCACCGAAACUACUAUAACGUGAUUCCAGGAAAGACACCACCUCCUGGUGGAAUAGUGGACCUGCGGCUCACAAGAGGAGAACAUGAACAGGAUUCUGGCACACAGAGGGUUUGUUCAUCUCAGCCCGUUUCAUUGUAUGAGAACUGCUCCAUCACAGAAGAGACUCCAGCUCCACCUGCAGUGGAAUCUGCGGUCAGUCCUGAACAGUGUGCUCCUUUGUCUGAAAUAUGGAUCCAGAACCUGAUCCAGGAGGAGGGCUGGUUUCAUGGCAGGUUAGGAAGAGAGCAGGCAGAGUCUCUUCUCACCUGCGAUGGGGAUUUCUUGGUCAGAGAGAGCAGCUCUGCCUCCGGUCAGUAUGUCCUCAGUGGUAUGGAGGGAUCCACCGUGCGUCACCUACUUCUGGUUGAUCCACACGGACAGGUUGUGUGUGUUUUUGUGCAUGCAGGUACGGACCCGUGAUCAGGUGUUCCUGAACGUCGGUCACCUGGUGCGUUUCCACAUGGAGAGCCAGAUGCCCAUCGUCUCUGGGUGCAGUGA
Scomber japonicus (chub mackerel) is the source of this 1662-nucleotide messenger RNA. Its product is annotated as SHC-transforming protein 4-like. Gene Ontology annotation, biological process: intracellular signal transduction; cell surface receptor protein tyrosine kinase signaling pathway. The record is from RefSeq and is a predicted model, not a curated record. Gene Ontology annotation, cellular component: plasma membrane. The transcript has 12 exons. Gene Ontology annotation, molecular function: receptor tyrosine kinase binding. NCBI's taxonomy places the organism in Eukaryota, Metazoa, Chordata, Actinopteri, Scombriformes, Scombridae.